This is a messenger RNA of Morone saxatilis (striped sea-bass), 3111 nucleotides long. RefSeq names its product anaphase promoting complex subunit 2 (gene anapc2). Lineage: Eukaryota; Metazoa; Chordata; Actinopteri; Moronidae. Gene Ontology annotation, cellular component: anaphase-promoting complex. The record is from RefSeq and is a predicted model, not a curated record. Gene Ontology annotation, biological process: ubiquitin-dependent protein catabolic process. Gene Ontology annotation, molecular function: ubiquitin protein ligase binding.
CGGAAGCUCAUUGUAAUCAGAAAACCAGAAGAAGAAGAAGAAGCGAACCCGCGAGACGAGACUCAGGAACAAACAUGUGCAAUUAAUAACAAAAAGCGUUAUUAAUAUGAUCAGUUAUUGUUUUUACACUCUAAAUGAAACGCAUCUAAAACGUAAUGCGUGAUUUCGCGAAGACGCGCGCGACGUCAUAACACGAGAAACCAACCCGAAGUUUAAAUGUGUGAAUUGUUUUAGCUGCUUCGUCGUUCGGGAGGAAAAAGUGGAAUAAAAUGGACGAAAUCGUGAUGGAAUCGGACCCGGCCGAUGUUUGCGCCUCUGCCCCGCAGCUGCAGGUCGGUGAGGCGUGGGAGACCGUCACUGCAGCCCUGAUGUCUCCCGGCUGCUCGGUGCCGGAGCAGAGCCUCUCGGACUCCUUGGUGCUGCUGUGUGCUCGCGGUCUGGGCCGGCUGCUGGGCGGCUGGCUGCUGGAGACGCUGCAGAUGCGUCUGUCCUCCUCUGUGGUCCCCGAGUUCUGGUCCGGACUGAAGCAGCCGGAGAACGAGCUGGAGGAGCGAGGCCGGGCCUGGGUUCUCCUCAGCGCCUUUCGGACUCUGUUGAGCCGCCUGGAACCGUUCCUGGGUGGUCUGGAGACGUUGGGGACGUGGCAGCAGGAGGGUCGCAGCAGUCUCUGUGGCCCCGGGCCCAGGGGCCUCCAGGAGCUGGCCUUCACCAUCAUCCGGGCCCUGCUCCUCUUCUCGCCCGCCCCCGUCCUCCAGGAGCGAGUGCUGGAGUUCUACAGCAGGACCUUCUCCGUCUACAUGAACCAGCAGGGGGAGGCGGAGGACGGGGCCGAGGCUCCGGACGAGGGAGGAUCCUGCCGGGGCUGCGGGGUCCCGACGCAGCGGUGCUGGUGUCAGGAGGCGCUGGAGCAGCUGCAGGAGCUCAGCCACAUUCUGUCCAAACUGCAGCUGCUGGAGUGGGUCAGCUCCGAGGCCGUCACCUCCAUCCUCCACCGGCUCAUCGAGCAGCGGAUGGAGCAGCACUGCCGCGGAGAGUACGAGCGCUCCUUCCUGCUGGAGUUCCAGGAGUGGCUCGAGCUGGUGUUGGGCUGGCUGAGUAAAGUGUUUGCGAGCGAGGCGGAUGAAGAGAGUCCGGUACCCGCUCCCGGCGUUCCCAACUCCCCAGCCGUUCCCGGCACUCCCGGCGUUCCCAGCAUGCAAGGCAACCAGCCGGCCAGCUCCGUCCUGAAGCAGUGGAGGUGCCACAUGCACCAGUUCUUCUGCCGGAUCUACGUCAACAUGAGGAUCGAGGAGCUCUUCAGCAUCAUCAGAGAUUUCCCAGAGUCUAAAGCUGCUAUUGAAGAUCUGAAGUUUUGUCUGGAGCGAACCAACCAGCGACAGCAGCUCCUCACUUCACUCAAAUCUGCCUUUGAGAGCCGCCUGCUGCACCCAGGAGUUCACACCUCCGACAUCCUCACCGUUUACAUCUCGGCCAUCAAGGCCCUCAGAGAGCUGGACCCAUCCAUGGUCAUCCUGCAGGUCGCCUGCCAACCGAUCCGCAAGUACCUCAGGACUCGGGAGGACACGGUGAGGCAGAUCGUAGCCGGACUCACCGGAGACGCCGAGGGCUGCACGGACCUGGCCUCCGAGCUGUCCAGAGGAGACCCGGUCACUCUGGAGAUGCAGGACAGCGACGAAGAAGGCAACGACCCAGAGGACUGGACGCCAGACCCGACCGACGCCGUCCCCGAUAAAAUGGGCUCCAAACGUCGUUCGUCAGACAUCAUCAGCCUGCUGGUCAGCAUCUACGGCAGCAAGGACAUCUUCAUCGACGAGUACCGAGCGGUGCUGGCCGACCGGCUGCUGCACCAGCUCAACUACAACACUGCCAGGGAAAUCCGUAACGUGGAGCUGCUGAAGCUCCGCUUUGGGGAGUCUCACAUGCAUUACUGCGAGGUCAUGUUAAAGGACAUGGCCGACUCCCGGAGGAUCAACAGCAACAUCCGCGAGGAGGAGUCGAGGCUGAGCGAGGAGGAGCAGCCGCCGCUGUCCCUGUCCUCCAUCAUCCUGUCCUCCGAGUUCUGGCCGCCGCUGAAGGAGGAGAAGCUGGAGCUCCCUCCGCUCGUGUGCCAGGCCAUGGAGGCGUACACACACCGCUACGAGAAGCUCAAGGCCAUGAGGACGCUGAGCUGGAAGCCUCACCUGGGCUCGGUCACUCUGGACGUGGAGCUGGAGGACCGCACCCUCUCCAACCUCACCGUCUCCCCCAUCCACGCCGCCAUCAUCCUCCACUUCCAGGAGAAAAGUUCCUGGACUCUGGAGGAGCUGAGCGUGAAGCUGGGCGCCCCGAAGGAGCUGGUGCACAGGAAGCUGGCUCUGUGGCACCAGCACGGCGUGCUGAGGGAGGAGGCGGGCGGGCGCUACUACGUGGUGGAGACGGGCUCGUCCAAAGAGAAGCUGGAGAGAGGAGUGAUGCUGAUCGACAGCGACGAGGAGAGAGACUCCAACACCACCACCCAGUCGGAGCAGAGGGAGGAGAAGCUGCAGCUGUUCUGGGCCUACAUCCAGGCCAUGCUCACCAACCUGGACAGCAUGGCGCUGGACCGCAUCCACUCCAUGCUCCGGAUGUUCGUCGCCACGGGACCCGUCGUCACGGAGAUGGACGUCAAUGAGCUGGAGGCGUUCCUGCAGAGGAAGGUCAGGGAGCAUCAGCUGACGGUGUCCGCAGGCGUCUACAGACUCCCCAAAUCCAACUGACGGAGGACACACAGCUGGAGUGGGACGCUGCGUUCAGGUGCUGUGGGAGAAGGCAGCUCUCCUCAGCUUUUAGAAAAGGAAUAGAAUUUUCACCAGCGUGUCAAAACUUCUUCCAGCAUCGUUUUAUGAAGACUAUUCCUCUGAACGCUAUGGUUUUUCAAAAUAAAAGCGUUUCCACCCCUCUAAAGGAUCGGUGCAGGUGGAAAUGAAGUCGGUGUGAAGGUUAUUGGCGUUGAACACUUUGUAUUAUAAUUAUAAAAAGCUCUUUAAUGUCUCGUGUGUGUUUGUCUGAACUGAAUCAACCAGGAACUUGUAACAUUUUACUGAUUUUAACUGUUUUUCCACAUAAGAUGAGAUGUUCCUUUAAAGAAUCCUU